GGCUCAUUUACCUGCCCUUUUUGGAGAGUAGCUGUAUACUAUCUUGCACCGGGCCGCAUGCGGAGAACGGCUUUGGCCGCGUGCAGCGUUUCUGGUGAGGGCUUUGGGCAAUAUAUACUUUCCUAGUGGAAACGGAAUUUUGUCUGGUCGUGGUUUUGUUCACACCGUCGACAUUGUGAUAUUGAAGAACAGCAUCAGGCAAGAUGUCGAUAGAAGUGAAAAAGGCUGUGGAUGUCGACAAUCUCGUCAUUCCUAUAAUAAACUUCUCCCACUUCCUAAGUGGCACUCCCUCGCAGCGUAUCCAAACCGCUCAAUCCAUUCUCCACGGUUUCCGCACCGCAGGAUUUAUCUACCUUUCCCACCACCCCAUUCCCCCACCCAUCCUAUCCCACACCUUUUCCACAUCCGCCAAAUUCUUCGCUCGUCCCUCUUCUGAAAAAGAUCCACUAGCCUGGACUACACCCCUCGCAAAUCGCGGUUAUGUAGCUCAUGGUCGCGAGAAAACCACUACACUCACGGAUAAAAAAGCGGUUGAGGAAUUGAAAGCCCAAGCACCAGAUUUGAAAGAGAGUUUUGAGAUUGGGCGAGAAGGUCAAGAACAACUGCCCAAUAAUUGGCCUUCUAUUACUCCCUCAGACCCUGAUGCCAAAGAGUUCAAAGAGACGAUGUUGAAGUUCCAUGAUUUGUGCAAGGAGCUUCACAUAAAUGUCAUGCGCGCAAUUGCUCUCGGAAUGUCGCUCCCCGAAUCUUAUUUUGACGGAUUCACAAGUGCGGGAGAUAAUACACUCCGUUUACUACAUUAUCCACCUGCGAAAGCAAGUGUGUUUAAGGAAAAUAAAUUGCAAGUUAGAGCUGGGGAGCAUACAGAUUAUGGGAGUAUCACACUUCUUUUCCAAGAUGACAGAGGAGGACUCCAAGUAAAAAGUCCCAAAGGAACAUUUGUUGAUGCGACCCCGGUGCCGGGAACCGUGGUAGUCAAUGCAGGAGAUUUGUUGGCAAGGUGGAGUAAUGAUUUUAUUAGGAGUACAUUGCAUAGGGUUGUGGAACCGCCUCCUAAGGAAGGGGAAGAGGUUCCGGAAGAGGGUGUCUAUCCCGCGAGAUACAGUCUUGCGUACUUUUGUAAUCCAAACUUCGAUCGGAUGAUUGAGGCAAUUGAGGGGACGUAUGGAGGGGAACUCGGGGACAGAAAAUAUGAAGGGAUCAAUUCGGGAGAGUAUCUGGUACAGAGAUUGGCUGCUACUUACUGAGUUCUACUUGGAUUUAUGUGGUUACAUAUCAUAUACGUUGUAAAUUCAAUAGUUGAGAUUCCGUGUAUUGGUUUUCUGUUUUUGGCAAUUGUGUGUGGACAAUAGAAGAUCAGAAGAGAACAUUCUUCAAAGUAGGCCCAGUGCCCAUGCGGACAAGUCUAUCUUACCGAGAGAAAAAAAUCAUGAGCAAAGGAACCCGUUAGGAGUCGA
This is a messenger RNA of Botrytis cinerea B05.10, 1457 nucleotides long. RefSeq lists its product as hypothetical. The transcript is spliced from 2 exons. The record is from RefSeq and is a predicted model, not a curated record. Gene Ontology annotation, molecular function: dioxygenase activity. Lineage: Eukaryota; Fungi; Ascomycota; Leotiomycetes; Helotiales; Sclerotiniaceae. The coding region runs from base 204 to 1247 and encodes 347 amino acids.